Molecule: messenger RNA, 1413 nt
Organism: Pleurotus ostreatus (oyster mushroom)
Lineage: Eukaryota; Fungi; Basidiomycota; Agaricomycetes; Agaricales; Pleurotaceae
Exons: 8
Coding region: 1-1413 (470 amino acids)
Source: RefSeq, a predicted model, not a curated record
AUGGCCGCUAGAUCACCACAGAAGAAAACUCGACCUGUGAAACAGGCGUCUGGGCCGCUGAGGCGCGCUUCAACGCGAAAAUCGAUACAGAACACAAGCGUCCUUGAGAACGACGUGUCGAGUGCAGCUGAAGGAUCGGAGGCAGAAGCUCAAGUUAGUAAACGCGCUCCGAAGCGCCAUCAGAAGAAGAGAACCACUCCAAGAAAAGCACCGUCUAAAAGGAAGAGGGAAGAAACGCCAGGAGAGGUCACGGACGACGACGUCGCCGCCGCCGAUGAUCCUGAGGAAUACGACAGUGACGCGCUCGACGAUGACUCAGAUGACCUACGCGGCACGAAAACGAAAAGAAAGAAAGCGUCCUCUUCACCUCGAAAGAGACGGCGUACAAAGGUCACGUCGGAUGACCCUGAAUUGGCUGAAGGACAGGAAAUCAUAGGGAAGGUGGUUGAAGCCCCUAAGACAGGCCAUGUGCCUGCUGGUCAAAUAUCCGGAAACACACUGAACUUCCUCCGCGAUCUGAAGAAGCCAGAAUACAACGACCGUCAAUGGCGAGUUCAAAUUGCAUGGUGCGUGGAAUAUUUCUCGUCCAUGAUAUACAUAUCUGACGAACUCCCUGUAGAGCCUGUGUACCGCGCUGCGGAGAAAGAAUGGAAAGCUUUCAUCGAAUCAUUCACCGACUUGCUCGCAGAAGUCGACGCGCAGGUACCUCACCUUCCUCCUAACGACGUCGUGCAUCGGAUAUAUCGUGAUAUUCGAUUCAGCAACGAUAAAACCCCUUACAAGACCGGAUUUUCCGCGAGCUUCUCGAGGAGUGGUAGGAAAGGGAUAUUUGCUGGCUACCACAUGUAUGUAGACUCUGUCAACGGAAGCCUGAUCCCUGUCUUAUACUAUUUCGUAGUGCAGGUGAUCAUCUAUCUUAUUUCUCUUCCCCUCUCCGUUGAAUCAUACGGUGAAGUGAAACCGGGUGGCGAAAGCCUAAUUGCAGCUGGAUCCUGGUGUCCUGGCAAGAAUGAACUGGCCGCGAUCAGAGCCAACGUCCUUCGCAAUCCAAAUCGUCUCCGUCAAGUCAUAUCCGAACCCGAAUUUGUUCGGUGGUUCGGUGCAGCGGAACGUCCUCCCGAUGGCGAAAGAUCGAACAUAUUCGGAAUGGAGGAUGAGUUGAAGGUUGCACCGAAGGGGAUAGACAAGAACCACAAGGACAUCGACUUACUGAAGUGCCGAUCAUUCGCUGUGGUUCAUCGCUUUCUGGAUAAUGAGGUGCUCGAUCCCGAGUUCAAGAACAAGCUCGCCGACGUUGCCAGAGUGAUGAUGCCGUUCGUUCACUGUUUGAACGAUAUGAUGACUGUCCCUCCUGACGGUGACGAUGGUGACGAGGAUCAGGAUGAGCAAGGAUCUGGGCAGGGUUCGGAGUGA